AUGGUAAUUCCAUAUUUGCCCGUACGGCGGCAUAUCGAACGUUCUUCACAUAAAAUUAAAGGGAAUAUCAUCCGUAAAGGUAAAUUCACCAACACGAAUAAAAUAUUAUUCGGUGCACCUCCUGAAGCCCCUGUCUUCGAGCCAACAGCCGAGGAGUUCCUCGAUCCGCUGGGUUACAUCGCCAAGAUUCGUCCUAUUGCUGAAAAAGCCGGGAUAUGCAAAAUAAAACCACCGCCUAAUUGGCAACCUCCAUUUGCCGUGGACGUCGACAAAUUUAAAUUUGUACCGAGGAUACAGAGGCUAAAUGAGCUGGAGGCUAAAACAAGGAUAAAACUCAAUUUUUUAGAUCAAAUUGCUAAAUUUUGGGAGCUCCAGGGUUCCUCAUUAAAAAUUCCACUUGUUGAAAAGAAAGCGUUGGAUCUUUAUUCGUUACACAAAAUAGUCAGCGAAGAAGGUGGAAUUGAAACGGUGAGACGAGAACGAAGAUGGGCGAAAAUAGCGAACAAAUUAGGAUAUCCCUCGGGGAAAAGUGUCGGAAGUAUUUUAAAAAAUCACUAUGAGAGAAUUUUAUAUCCCUUUGACGUUUUUAAGCAAGGAAAAACUCUCGGUGAUAUUAAAAUCGAAGCUCCGGAAAUAGAAGCAAGUGAGAAGAAAGAUCGUGAUUACAAGCCACAUGGUAUUAUAUCACGUCAACAAAUAAAACCACCAGCAGCUAAAUUUUCUCGUCGAUCCAAACGUUUUACGGGACAAGAUGAGAAGCAAGAUGUUGCUACAAUUAAGCAGGAAGACUGUAAAGAAGAAUGCGACUCGGACAAUGAAUGUAAGGAAGAAAUUAAGAUGGAAGACGAUAAAGACAGUAAGGAACUCAAGAAACUCCAGUUUUACGGAGCUGGACCUAAAAUGGCAGGCUACAAUACCAAAGAGACUAAAAAAUCAAACAAAACACGCGGAAUAAAGUAUACGUAUGAUUACGAUCCACUUGCCAAGUACAUUUGUCAUAAUUGCGGACGAGGAGACAUGGAAGAGAGCAUGCUGUUGUGUGAUGGUUGUGACGAUAGUUAUCACACGUUCUGUCUUCUUCCACCACUCACAGAAAUUCCCAAAGGCGACUGGAGGUGUCCUAAAUGUGUAGCCGAAGAAGUUUCCAAGCCCAUGGAAGCCUUCGGGUUUGAACAGGCCCAGCGGGAGUACACUCUCCAACAGUUUGGCGAGAUGGCUGAUCAGUUUAAAAGUGACUACUUCAACAUGCCCGUUCACAUGGUACCCACCUCACUUGUCGAAAAGGAAUUCUGGAGAAUAGUGUCUUCCAUUGACGAAGACGUCACUGUCGAGUACGGAGCUGAUCUUCACACUAUGGAUCACGGCUCUGGAUUCCCCACAAAAACCAGCGUUAAUUUAUUCACCUGCGAUCAAGAGUACGCCGAGUCUGCGUGGAAUUUAAAUAAUCUUCCAGUUCUCCAUGGCAGUGUUUUGGGUCACAUUAAUGCCGAUAUAAGUGGUAUGAAAGUCCCGUGGAUGUAUGUCGGUAUGUGCUUUGCUACAUUCUGCUGGCACAACGAGGACCAUUGGAGCUAUUCGAUCAAUUACCUGCAUUGGGGAGAGCCAAAGACUUGGUAUGGCGUUCCUGGGUCAGAGGCCGAAAAGUUUGAGCACUCCAUGAAGUCUGCUGCUCCAGAGCUGUUUCACAGUCAGCCUGACUUACUCCACCAGCUGGUUACUAUUAUGAACCCGACUAUUUUAACCAAUGAAGGUGUCCCAGUAUUCCGAACGGAUCAACAUGCCGGUGAAUUUGUUGUUACGUUCCCGCGAGCUUAUCACGCAGGCUUCAAUCAAGGCUAUAAUUUUGCCGAAGCUGUCAAUUUUGCUCCUGCCGAUUGGCUGAAAAUUGGGCGAGAGUGUAUUACUCAUUACUCAAAUUUACGAAGAUUUUGCGUAUUUUCACACGAUGAGUUAGUUUGCAAAAUGUCUUUGGAUCCAGACUCCUUGGACAUUGGAGUUGCGACCGCUACUUAUCAAGAUAUGUUGACGAUGGUCGACGACGAGAAGAAGCUAAGAAAAAAUUUGCUUGAAUGGGGUGUUACAGAAGCUGAACGUGAGGCAUUUGAAUUAUUACCAGACGAUGAACGUCAGUGUGAAGCGUGCAAGACGACAUGUUUUCUCAGCGCAGUGACUUGUUCGUGUCAAACUAACCAGCUGGUUUGUCUGAGGCACUUCCGUAAUCUUUGCGAUUGUUUACCGGAGAAACAUACCCUUAGAUAUCGUUACACGCUUGAUGAAUUGCCAAUAAUGCUCCAAAAGUUAAAACUUAAAGCCGAGUCUUUUGACUCGUGGGUGAUCAAAGUGAAGGAAGCGAUGGACCCCAAGGGGGAGAAGAUUGAGUUGAGUGAAUUCAAGGAUUUACUGAGUGAAGCUGAAAACAAAAAGUUUCCUGACAGUGAGCUGUUGACAGCUUUGACCACCGCUGUUCAGGAUGCCGAAAAGUGUGCCAGUGUCGCUCAACAGUUGUUAAACAACAAACAACGGACACGAACUCGACAGACUGUUGAUACCAAGUACAAAUUAACAAUCGAAGAGUUGACACUUUUUUACAAAGAAAUAACUAAUUUAUGCUGUGAAUUAAAAGAGUCAGACGGUGUUAAAUAUAUAUUGGAUCAAGUUCUCCAGUUUCAGAAAGACGCCGAGGAGUUUGAAGCACAGAGUGAUGACUGUGAUUUAGAUAAACUUGAAAAGUGUAUUGAUUUUGGUGAUUCUAUUUGCAUAGAACUACCACAGCUUGUCAGAUUGAAGCAAAAGUUACAUCAGAUACAGUGGCUGGAUGAAGUUAAAACUAUGUUGGAUGAAUCAAAAUCUAUUACAAGAGAAGAACUCGUUAAAUUGAUCGAUCAAGGUAGAACGAUUUCACCCCAUAUAACCGUUGAAAAUAUGCUGUCAAAAUUGCAACAGCUUGUAGUCAAUAUUGACAAGUGGGAGGAGAAAGCCAAAGGAUAUCUACAAGCCAAGAAUGGUCAGAAUAUCAGUGUUAUCGAGGAAUUCAUUCAGGAAGCCGAUGAAAUCGAUGCCUAUUUACCUAGUCUUGAUAAUCUGCAGGAUAUAUUGAACAAAGCCAAAAACUGGACCAAGACUGUCGAAGAAAUUCAGGCACGUCGUGAAAUUUUUCCGUAUUAUGAUACUCUGGAUGAACUUGUACGUAAAGGAAAAAAUAUUCCUCUGCAUUUAGAACAACUUUCAGUCCUUGAGUCAACAUUAUCACAGGCGAAGGCCUGGAAAGAGCGAACAGCCAGAACAUUUUUACGUAAAAACUCGCAUUAUACUCUGAUGGAAGCUCUAUCUCCGCGAAUUGGUGUCGGUGUUCAGGCAAUGAAGACCAAAAAGAACAAGGGAGACGAGAGUGCUGGUGCUCUCUAUGUCUGUGACACUAAACUCGAUGACUCCAGUGACUCCGCGAACGUUGUUGCUGCUUUUAAGCUCGCAGAACAGCGUGAAAUGGACGCAAUGAGGAGUUUAAGGGAAAGAAAUAUGCAGAAAGGAAACACCGACGACUCCAGGUUUUGUGUCUGUCGUAGGUCACGCUUUGGCUUAAUGCUUCAGUGUGAGCUGUGUAAAGAUUGGUUCCAUUCGAAUUGUGUCCCUCUUCCAAAGACAAUACACAAGGGUAAAGUACAAUCCUCACGGGAGAUUAAAUUUUUAUGUCCGUGUUGUUUGAGAUCGCGUCGGCCACGUCUAGAAUCGAUUCUGGCACUGCUGGUGGGUCUACAAAAAAUUCCCAUUAGACUACCAGAGGGUGAAGCACUCACUUGUCUUACUGAGCGCGCAAUGAACUGGCAGGAUCGUGCCCGGCGUGCUCUAGCCACUGAAGAAAUAUCCUCGGUACUCACAAAACUGUCGGCAUUGUCACAGAAACUCGUUGAAGCUGCAGCACGUGAGAAAACCGAGAAAAUAAUAACUAGCGAGCUCAAGAAGGCGGCUAAUAAUCCAGAAUUACAUCAACGAGUACAGGCUAUUGCGCCACUGAGUGGUGUACAUUCUGAUGACAGUGUACUCAGCGCUGCUGAUGAUGACGAUGAUGUUGUUACUCUUGAUGGUGAUGAACCUUCAUGCAGUACUUUCAACAGUAAUGAACAUGCAUAUUCGUUUAUAUCUAAAUUACACCGUAAAUUACAAUCGCAAGGAGGCGAGAGUCCAGUAACCUUGUCGAUAAGCGCCCGAACAAGACUUGAAGACUUAAUGAUGGAAGGUGAUCUACUUGAAGUGGCUCUUGAUGAGACUCAAGACAUCUGGCGAAUUCUCAGCCAUACAAAUAGCCCCACAACAGUACGCAAGUAUGCGACAUUCGAAGAAGUCCAGGCAAGUUUCAAUUCUGAUAUGAAAGACGCUAAAAAACGUGGAAGAAAAAGAAAGUCUGACGAGUUUGAUAUGGGUAAAACAAUUAGUCGGCAGAAAAUAGUUGACGAAAAGUCUCCAGCUAAUACUCCGAACGCUAUUAUCAAGAAGAAAGGUGCUAAUACACCGACUGGAGGAAGUGGAGCUGGAGCUGGAGCUGGAGCUGCAGCUGCAGCUACUGGGUUAAAUAACAAAGAUAAGAAAAUAAUGCCACAAAGUCCGCUGAAACGUGGACCUCGUAAGAUCAAACGAAAGGAAGGCGAAGAUGUGCCCAAAAAAAAAGGAGGAAACAGGAAAAAAACAAAGCAAGAUACCUCUGACGAAGAAGACGAUUGCGCAGCCGACAGUUGUCUCCGACCAAAUGGACGUGAAGUCGACUGGGUACAAUGUGAUGGUGGAUGUAACGGGUGGUUCCAUAUGCACUGUGUUGGUCUCGACAAAACCGAGCUCGCCGAGGAAGACGACUACAUUUGCAGUAAUUGCAAAGACGCGGAUCAAAACACAACGAUAUAUUGUUACAAUGCUCUGGAUGCACUUGUAUAUCUUUAUCAGUCCCAGGGUUACCUCAGCGGGGACAACGAGCCGGACAUUGAAGAGCCCACGUCCUUCGCCAGAACCUAUUAA
This is a messenger RNA of Cotesia congregata, 5004 nucleotides long. The record is from the annotation of a GenBank genome assembly. NCBI's taxonomy places the organism in Eukaryota, Metazoa, Arthropoda, Insecta, Hymenoptera, Braconidae.